Messenger RNA from Exophiala viscosa, 1523 nucleotides. RefSeq lists its product as uncharacterized. The record is from RefSeq and is a predicted model, not a curated record. Lineage: Eukaryota; Fungi; Ascomycota; Eurotiomycetes; Chaetothyriales; Herpotrichiellaceae. Gene Ontology annotation, cellular component: nucleus. The coding region runs from base 227 to 1285 and encodes 352 amino acids. The transcript has a single exon.
GCACCAACUCAACUCGCACAACCACUAACUUAGUGAAAUGGUGAACCUCUCGGGCUGCUUAGGUAAACGCAAGGGGCACUGCACCAUGAAAGGGGGACUGCAAUGCUCGUGUCACCAAUAUUGAAACAAAAUCACGCACUCGCACCUCAAUGAUUACAGCAUCAACUUCCAAAAAGACUUCUUGACCGAGUCCGAGCGAGAGGCUCCAAGACUUGUCGCGGAGGAGAUGGGGAAAAUCAGAGAUAUCGUGCAUGCUUUGUUCAAUCCAAGGAUGGUGCCUGCCUUCGUGAUCUCGUUGGACGCUUUGGGAACAAUCUACAAGUUCCGCGAGCCCAUCUCCAAGCAGUACAUCAGAGUUGCCCAAGAAUGUGGUGUGCGUGGUAGUUUGGACCCUGCCGAGCUGGACAAGGCCUUCAGGUCUUCCUUCAAGCACUACAACGCUGAAUACCCGAACUACGGCAAGGGGCAGCUCGAAGGUCCUGAGGAGUGGUGGACAAAGGUCGUGAAUCAAGCUUUCGGUGACCUCGUUGGCCAGGAUAAGAUACCUGGGGAGCUGGGGACUAAGCUCUACCAUCAUUUCUCAUCUGGCGCUGCAUACAAGCUAUACCCCGAUGUUCAACCCUUUUUACAAAGUAUUCGUGCUUUGAAGAAUCGAUACGAGCAGCCUGGCGGUCCGCUUGUCCUAACUGGGGUCGUCACAAAUUCAGAUCCUCGUGUCCGACUGGUGCUGCAAGACCUUGGACUUCAAAUAGGGCCUUCAGAGCCUGUUCGCUUUGAUGUAAGGAGCAUGCACGCGAGGGCGUCAGCUCGCAGCGACCCGAUGCAGGCCAUGGUCUUUGAAGGCUUCUACAAUCCUCGAAAUGACUUCGACUUCCUCUGGACAAGUUACGAAUCUGGCCAUGAGAAGCCAGACGCCAGAAUCUGGCGCUCUGCCAAACAUUCCAUGUUACCUAUGAUGCCAAUCGCGCGAGCAGACGCUCUAUACAUAGCGUCAACGGAGCCUUCUCAAAGAUCUACUGUCGAGGCUAUGAGGCAGAAUCUUGACUUGACACUUGACUUUAGAAAACUGAUGUGGAUUCACAUUGGUGAUGACUUUUCUAAAGAUUAUGUUGGAGCCAAGGAAGCAGAAUUGAAUGCUUUGCUGCUGAAACGGGAUGAAGUCUCAACUUUGCUGCACAAAGAUCAUGCUGUUGACGACGACGCCGAGACUGUCACAUCCCUAGGAGAGGCAACCAUGGUGCUGAAUAUGAUGGCUCAAGAACAUUUUCGCGAAGUUCGAUCGUGAAAGGGGCAGAGUCUGCACUUGUUCCCAGUGAUGGAGCUAUGCGGCACAAAAUCAAGGACCCGUCCUGACUGUCGCCAUGUCGACAUGUUUUCAUAUCGCGUCAUCUGGUGAUUUAUCGGAACUGUAGCCCUUGCCGGGUCGCAGGCGUAGUCUCCAAGAACAGCCAGGAGCACAGCAUGUCACCUAGACAACCUCAACGACUGCUCGGUUUCAAACAGUAUCGAGCUCCUCUUAGUCG